Venturia canescens is the source of this 10712-nucleotide messenger RNA. Its product is annotated as synaptic vesicle glycoprotein 2B-like. Gene Ontology annotation, biological process: transmembrane transport. The record is from RefSeq and is a predicted model, not a curated record. Gene Ontology annotation, cellular component: membrane. Bases 3664 to 5727 code for a protein of 687 amino acids. NCBI's taxonomy places the organism in Eukaryota, Metazoa, Arthropoda, Insecta, Hymenoptera, Ichneumonidae. Gene Ontology annotation, molecular function: transmembrane transporter activity. The transcript has 11 exons.
AAGAGAAAAAUCAUAAAUGAAAAACAGUGUUGCUAUUAUUUCGCUGAGAUGAUGAUCGGCUGGGUCGUCGCUGAUUGUGUUCACACUAAAGUAUCGCGAGAAGAAACGUGGGAAGCAGAUUCGUAAACAGGCGUAUGACGGUUUCGUUUUACCGAGAUUAUUAUUCAUCCGGUGCAUGAUUAAAUACGUCGCUGUAUACCGACCGGGCAAACGUGUUACCGACCGAAUGUAAUGUGCGAGCUUUUUCCAAGUUUCGAAAGAAAAUUCCAUCUCCAGUUUUUUUAUUACUCAAUUAGAAAUUAAUACUGUACACAUGUCGCGAAUUUCGGCGACAGAAAUUUUUUAAUACGCUACCGCGUCCAUCCGGAAACAAGUCAAUCAGGUCAGUGGAAAUAAUAAAACUUCUACUAUUCCAAUGAUCACUUCGUAAGCCCGGAUUACGUGUGCAAUCCGCUUCUGUACGUAACUGAAGAACGUCUCUGUUGCUUGAAAUUUGCAUUUUUCGAGUGCACGUACAUCGACUAGGUCGGGGAUUAUACCAGCGAGAGAUUAAAAAAAUACUCGAUAUUAUGAGCCGAAUCAAAUUUUAGUUUGAAAUAAAAUAUCCAGAAUAUUUUAUUUAUACAACGUCGAAACGAAUAUCGCUUGAUUUCUUUGUCCGAUAACCUUACUCUUUAUUAUCAAGACCAAAAAAAUUUUCUCUUCAAUUCGAGGAAAUGAAAUUUUACUAUGAUCUCGGUUCUUCAAAUUUUUCCACGAUUAAGCCAAGAUAACGCUCAGACACUUUACUAUUGCCAAAUAAAACCUCGAAAAAAAUUAUGUGUUCGAUUUUUUUAUUCAAUUUUUUUGAGACCAAAAAAAUAAUAAAACAUCUCGAUGACAUUAUUCGCUAUUAAUUUUCAUUGAUACAUUCCAGUGGACUUGCAAGUACUCUUUAAAUAUUUUCCUUCCCUCAUUUUUUCGAUUACCAAUUACUUUUGGUUUCAUUAUUCAAUUUAAAAUUUAUAUGCUCGUUUCUUUAAAAUAUAUUCGUAUUGAAACGAUGGAAAAAUAAAGUAACGGAUAAAGGUAGUUUGAGCUCCACGAAGAGUUUUUUUAAGUUCGCAAUAUUCACUGUUUUCUCUUCCUGUCGCUGUUCCUCCGAAGCUGAAGAUGGAAAUUCUAUUUAUUUUUAUUUCGUAAAAAACUUGAAGAGUGAAAAAUAUUUUCGUGAGAAUGUGAAGUAUUCGAAUAGUUCCCAGAAAAGCACAGCCAAAAUCGUUGGACCUUCCACAAUAGAUAGCCCGAUUCCGGGCAGAUGAGUGCUUUUCCGAGAAAGUCCUCGAAAUCCGAGCGCAGUUCCAGGAAAACGGUUUGUCGAGAAACAUACUUUUUAUUAUUUUACAGUAGAAUAACGAAGAGUAAAGUUUUUUUACAUUCAAUUUUCAAAUAUUUGACACUAACGAUUUAUUAGCUCAUAACAAAGACUGUUUUUCAAUGAAAAAAAAAUCGAAUGCACAUUCGAGUGAGACGUCAAAGGAUCAAAAGUGCGAUUACGUCAUCGAUGUAUGACAGAGCCCGCGGUUAUCGGAUUGGAAGGAGAAAGGGGUUGGAAUAAGCCCCCGUUACGACAGAAAUUAAAUUCAAGAUUGAACGAAAAUAAGUUCGUCGAUGAACGUUGAAAAAUUGAACGCUCGAGGGGACAAAAUGACAGCCGCGAUUAUAUCAGUAUAAAUUCGGUAACACGAUAAAUAUGGCUAGAAUUCGUUACAGCGGAUUGUAUAGCACUCGCGAACACGUGUUCUGCAACCACGAGUGACCUCGACACCCCUUCCCUUUGGAUUUAACCAGAAGAAAAUAAAAAUGGGAAUCCCCUUCGUGUACAAAGCUGACCGAGGCUCCGACCAAUCUGUUUUACCGAUCGCGUGACAUUGACACCGAUCGAGGUCGUAACACGCGCUUGCCUCUCUGCCCACACGCGACUCUCAUUGUUUUCGAGGACAUCGUGUGACGUGAUACGACCCCAGCCAAGGCCGCAAAUACUGUAUAAGAUGUAAACUUCACAAAAAUAUUGACACGUUGCGCUUACAAAAUUGCUUAAACUAAUUAGUUUCUUUUUCUCUCACGACGCUGAACCUUAUUUCAAUAGUUUUUAUUCUAAAUGCUAGUUAGUACUAUUUUUAUCACGUUUUCUAUUUGUGAACAAGUCAGGUGUGCGAAUGAAGAAAUUGACUGAACUACAAAUUUCCUUAAUUACCAAAUUUUCCAAAAUUUUUUUUCAUUACUGCAAUCGUUUUCUCGCAAAUAGUUCGCCGAGUUGUAGGGGUGAAAGCGUAAAUUGAGUUUUUACAUCGCAGUGUUGCUUGCAUCAAUGUCUCGAUCGAUUCGCGUAAUAUUUACAUUUCAAAUUUUAGAUGUUUUUGGACAAAAUUUCUUCAUUUUAGGGGCAUAUACAAAACAAUAUAAAACAUUCGACUUGAGAAUUUUUUAAAUUAAUUCCAAAGUAUUCGUUGAUGUCAAUAUAUUCAUAAAAUGUGCUCGAACCACUUAACCUCAAAAUUGGAAAAAAAAUUGAAGUUCUAUACGUUCCUCAAAAUAGUGUUCGAACGUCUGCCGAGAGGUUUGGAAUAUUCUGUAACAGACACACUAUUUCCCCGUUAUUUUUCAAAUAAAAAAUAUUAAAAAGUAAAUAAAAAUAAAACAAAAUCAAAUGAAAAAGGUUUAAGAACCCAAUCGUGUCAUUGUUAAUUCGACGUUUGCAAAUUUCAGAAGCAUCGAUCGAACAUUUGUCGUCUCAUCGAGUAUUGCACUUUCGAAAAGAUAUGCAGCUUCGACGAAUUUGGUUCAUUGGCACGUUUGCGGCGUGUUUGAGCACCAAAAUCGCUCGAGCGUCUAGGCGCACAUAAAAAAACAUCGAGUUUCGGUUAAAAAUUUAGCAACCAUAUUCUUAAAGUUUCUUUGCCGAUUCUCAAUAUUCCAAUAUUUUUUCUCCAUCCAAUUUUAGUAGCAAAAUUCAUCGUGGUUUGAUCAGCAACUGCGAGGAAAUUGGCUUUUCAAAGCUUCCAAAGACAUUUGGCCUGCUGAAAUUUUUGCCGGAGCACUAAAAUAUUCACACACGUUCGCCCACCAAUGCGAAAGAUAUUUAUGAAAGUAGUUUGUCAUAUAUAUUUAAAAAAAAACACGGACAUGCUGUAUUAAUCGAGUUCUUAAAAUGGAAAUUCGUGCGUGUGGUAGUGAACGAGUAAAGCUGUUUGUAUGGUUGUACACCUGAAUACACUAUAGCAAGCAGGCGAGGAAUAAGGUUUGUGAAAAAGUGGCUUUAUCGCAUUCGUUCAAUAUUUGCGGGAGUCCCGAGAGGGACCAUAUCUGAUUCCGACGAAUGUCUACCUCGAGUCCCAUCAUUUGGUUCGCGUGUGGCCUGACUCCGCGCGAUUACGUUUCUUUUCCUCAUUCGUGAGCAUUUUUCAACGGUUUUCGCACACUGUUAUUAUUUAUUAUUAUUAUAAAAUCUCAUUCGCAGAGUGAGGAAAAACGAGUGAGUGAAAAAACGAGAAAGUUUGAUUGAAUUCGGUGCUCGUGAUACGGUGGAAAAAAACGGGGGCAAAAUAUUAUGGGGGUUCCCCCACGUUCGUAAUUCAACGCAGUGUUUUCGUUCGUGCCAGAGUGGGGAUUAUAUUUGGUAGAAUGAUCAUUCUGGAAACACUAAAAUCAUGGUUGGUGGCAGUGAUGCCCCCGUCGGAGGAGGAAAGCCAGUGGCUUGUUGGCAGCGGGGGUGGUUCAUUAUCUACUCCCGGCGGUUUACAGAACCCCGGAACCGGAGAACGAUCCGGAGUUGCUAGAGGUGUCCGAUACACCGAAGAAAUGACCACCCAACCGAACGAGGCCACAGCCGCUGCUGGGGUGGGUACGGCAUCGGCCGAUUCGGCCGAGCACGACCUCAUCGAUUCGACUGCCGAUACAACCCUCCUCGCUCAAUUCCACGAAGACGCAAUCAAACAGGCUGGAGUGGGAUACUUUCAACUGCUUGCUGCAUUAUGCGCUGGUCUCAGUCUUGCUGCAGACACGGUUGAAUUUUUUGUAGUGCCGUACAUAUUGCCAAGUGCCGAAGUAGAACUUUGCAUAGAGGACAAUGAGAAAGGAUGGUUGGGAAACAUAACGUUGAUGGGAUUGGCGAUUGGAGGUUUAGGAUGGGGUGGACUUGGUGACAGAUUGGGAAGACGCAGAGCCCUUAUCUCAGCCAUGUCAGUUCACGCUUUAUUCAGCGGCGUUGCGACUUUUAUGCCCACUUAUGGCACAUUUAUGACAGCAAGAUUUUGUUCCGCUAUUGGCGUCGGCGGUACGGUGCCUCUGGCUUAUCCAUACCUUGCUGAAUGUUGUCCCCGUGCUAGCCAAGGACGUUGGACUGGUAUCCUCGUUGGAGCUGCUGCACUUGGUGGCGUUUAUGCUGCACUUUUAGCCUGGGCUGUUGUACCCAGCACAGGUGAAAUGGUCGUUCUGGAAAAUAAAGAACAUUUCAGCGCAUGGCAUCGAUUUUUACUUUUGUGCUGCUUACCUGCUCUUUGCUCUACUGUUGGCCUUAUUUUUCUGCCGGAAAGCCCCAGGUAUCUUGUUGAGGCUGGUCACGAUGUGGAAGCUAUGAUGGUCUAUCAGAGGAUAUACAAGAGAAACAAUGCAAGAAAAGGAGUUGCUGGGGCUCAGUAUCAAUUAUCGGAACUCGAGUUGCCCAGUAAACGACCUCGAGGUUUGGCACCUCCAUCUCCUGCCAAUCAUACGAGUGUACUAGCGGAUAUAAUGUACUCCAUUGAGAUGUUCUGGAACUCAUUUCUAGAGCUCUUCUCGAUGCCUUAUCUCCGGGUAACCGUCGUACUUCUCAUCAUUUGGUGCGCCGUUGCGUUUGGACUUUACGGACUCAUGGUGUGGUGUCCGGAAUAUUUGAAAUUGAUUCGCGCCAAGGAAUACGAGUCUCAAACUGAACAUCUAGUCGAAAAGGAAUACAAGGAUCGAACUUUUACCGGUUCUCUCGAAAAUCGCCAGUACAUAGACUCAAGAUUCUUAAACUGCAAAUUCAACAAGAUGGUUUUUAGCCAUGUGAAUUUCAACAACUGUACCUUCCAAUCCGUAGAUUUUACUAGCAUAAGAUCCAGUAAGACGCACUUCACUGACAGUAUCAUUGUCGACUCCAAAUUCGUUGACACAGAUCUGUCCGCUCAGGUAUUCACGAGAUGCACGCUCAAGAACAAUACCGAAUUGAGCUUAAGUGGUCCUUGUCCGACCCUUGAUCUUGAUUACAAUAUUUAUAUUGAAGAAGCGCUUCAUGGCCACUUGGUCGCUCAACUUGCGUUCGUUCCUGCAGCCGCACUCGCCGGUAUAGCGCUCACAGUUCUUCAGCGGCCAAAAAUGAUCGGUUUGUCACUAUUCUUAUCCUCCGUUGCUGCUCUCUGUCUGAUGCUUGUGAACGUCAACAGUGGAGCAGUUUUGGGCUUCGAAGGUGGAUUCAUUGCGAUAUUUGCAGUCGCAUGGACCUCCCUGACUCUUGUUACUAUCGAGAGCUUCCCCACCCAUUUGAGGUGUACCGGUUUCGGUCUCAUGGCAGCUGGCAUCCGAUUGUCGGGUCUUAUCGGAACAGCGACUUAUCAAACGCUAGUAGGAGCUCCAUUAAUAGCUCCGGCGUUGUUAACAGCCUCGGCUCUUCUCAUAGCGAGUCUCGCAACCUUGAAAUUGCCGCACACGCACACGGUCUUUUUGUAAAUCGAUAGACCACGCAGCUCGGCAAAUUGAAAACUGUUUACCUUCCUCGAUUGUCUAGUUUCGAGAAGACUGGAAGAUAAAAAAUAUAUCCGAGGGAACGGUUCCCGAUGAAACUUGACGAACGAUUGAGUGUAAAAUUCCUGCGGAAAAAUCGUCAGCGUCGUAAGUGAGCCGGGUCAGUUUUGAUGGACGGAUUUUUUAAGCGCUGCUCGUUACGUCGUCGAAUAAUAAAACAGCGUAGUGGACACUAACAAAUGCAGUCGUAAGCGUUAUCGUAGAAAAAUGUGACGUCAUCCGUCCUCUUUUCUCGGAUCUCUUUCUGCUCGUCUUGGAAAAAAUCAACCGUCAAUAUCACCCAUCCGGGGAUCGUUUUGUGGAACCAUGGAAGCAAAACGACACAAAGAAAAGUUGAACUGAGUCAUGGAUAAUUAGGAUUAUUGUGCGAUCGGAGCAAGAAAACUUAUCAUGUGUUUUACAACGGACUUCCGAAAAGUUGUGUGUUUCUGCGAAAUUCACAAUUUCCGAAGUAACUAAACUGAAAUUAUUGUACGUGAGAUAUUACCGUGAUGGAAAAUAAGGGACAAACAAAUUUUUCAACGUUAUCAUUUGAAUUGAUAGAAAAUUAUUUUCUAUUUGAUCAAAUCAAAAUCAAGUUUAUCCUUUAUCAUGAGAAAUUCUUUGUAGAGUUACUACCGAAUUUUUAAUGGCGAAUCACAUGGCGAAAUAAAAAGAAUUUCCUGUUUUUAAAUAGUUUUUAUUUAUAAACUAGAAAAAAAUAGUACAUUUUACUGCGAUCGCCUGUACACAUUCGAAAGUUUUAAUAUAAAUUUUAUCGUACUUGUGAACAUUGAAAAAGAAAUGUCUUGUACACAUUAGACGAGUACGUUUAAAAACGAAUGCAAUUUUUCUACUCGUUCCCACGUUUCCGUGUAAUCACGGUAAUUUUAAUCGUAAAUAUCUCAAAAUUACCUUGGCUAAUUCCUUUCAUAUACAAUACGAAACGUAAAGAACGUAAGUUGAGGAAUUAUUGAAUUUGGAUGAAUUUUUUCGUGAUCGAAGAACAAGAGGUUCAUCCGUUAUUUUUUCCUUUCUUCGGCAGCGAAGCGUUAUGAAUUAUUGGGAAAUACGGAUUGAUUGAACUCUUGAACGAAGGCUUGGAGCUUCUCGGUGUUUGAAUAAACGUUUUAGUGUAUUUUGUUAAACGUGAUGAUAUACAAAUUUUCUUUUUUCGGAAAAAUGCUCCGUCAAUUUCGCUCUUUGGGUAGUCGUUUGUUUCAUUUUGGCCUCUUAAAAUGUACUAAAUUGAUCCUCUUUCUUUGUAUAAGCUCCUUGAAAUUGCUCCACCCGAGAUUCAAGGGUUUAAUGAAAUGUUAAGCUCAGGCAUGUUGUGAAAUAAACAAACUAAACGCACAGGUUGUGUAGCGAAAGUGACUGAUGCUCAUCUGAGCUAAUAUCAAUAAAGCUAGCUUUAAAUCUAUUCAAAAAAUCAUAUCGCUGUUUUGGACCGGUGAUGAUUCGAGUUACGAGUCUUAUCCAACUGACUUUUCCGGAUCUUUGUCUUUGAAAGCUGUUGAAUUUUUGAAGUGGCAAACAAAAAAGACACGUACACACAUAAAACUUUGUAGACUGUGGGCCAAAUCAUCCCUGGACUUAGGUGUUAUAUGGACGUUUUAAUGACUGUCGAAUUUCUCCGAUAGUAGAUCGAACAUUAGGGUGAUGAAAAAUAAAUUUGUUCCAUUGUCUCCGGUUGACGAUGUGCUUCGACUUCAACUGAAAAAAAAAACAAAAUAAUUGUACUGUACUUUUAAUUCGAUACUCGCAAGCUGUACAUUCGUACUUCUGUUGAAUGUUCCCACUGAAUUUCAACAGCUUUGCAUAUCUAAGAAAUUGUUAGUUUCAUCAAAUGAAACGGAAACUGCACGAAUAUGUUUCCCAUAAAAACAAACGAUUCAAGAAAAUCUCGCCAUGUAAGAAAAUAUUAGGACCUUAUUUUUCAUCACUCUACUGAAUACAUAGUUCCUUUAAGUUUUAGGCAUCUUAUUGUAUCGCGAUAAUUAAGGUAGUUGAGGAAUUAAUACUCUGCUUAGCGACUCGUUGUCACGAUUGUGGACACGUUGUUUGCUCAACUGUGAAAUAUUAUCGAUGAAAUUAGGUGUGAAUCGAUCCACUGUGACGUAUUGUGAGACCAAAAAAAAUCCUGUGCUUUGCGCAUCAAAAAGGGCUCCAAGUCAUUAAAGAAUACUCAUUACCCAACGUCAAGUCGUAAGGGGACAGAGUUUUUAAAGGCGCUGAUUUCAAUAUUUUUAUUUUCCUCAAACUCGAGCUUUGGACUUGAAAACUAAAUGGUGUAUCAAUGGCAAUUCUUGUAAUUUAACUUCUACCGGGAAGAAUCAUGCCUCAGUCAUAAUCCCAAUUGCAAUAAUACUCGGGGGAAUACACUUUUAAAAAUUUUUAAUUGAUGGUUUUGGGUGUAAAAUAUAUUUUAAUGAACUGACAAAUUUUCAUUCAAAUCAAUUUGAUCAUUUUUCUUGAUGCAUUGUUUCAUCUAUAAUUAUUUUUGGUGGGUUCGAUUAUCGAUUGAUUUGAAUGAAAAAGUGCAUCGAGGAACGACGACAUCAACAUACAAUCCAUUGUAAUAGGCGUUGUGUAAUUUACUUGCCAGUGUCUCUCUGAAAGCUUAGAGACUGAGUCGCAUGUCGGUAUGAGAGCGAAGAACAAAUGCUGAAUUUUAAUGAGCAAAAUAUUGUUAGGAUACGAACGUAAAAUGCACACGUGUCGUGUCACAUUUAGUGAACAUCUUUUGCAUAUCGAUUCUAUCAACAGAAACCCAAUAAAUAUCCAGAAUAAUGAAAAUUAUUAAUAUUAGGAGAGAAGAAUGCGAACUCUUCUAUAAGAAGAAAAAAAAAACACAAGCGACACAUCACGAUUGACCAAUGCCCGAUAAAUCAAUUGUUUCGAUGGAAAAAUUUGGUGUAAUGUAUCAUCAAAAAGUUUCAAUAUUGGCAUUGUGUCGAUGUUCUAUGUAAAAAAAACGAAUCAUCACACAUAGCUGUUAAUUUACUUGACAUAUCAUGGUUACUAAAAAAAACCGAAAAAAAUGGUAAAAAAGUAAAAAUACAAGUAAACGAAAAAAAGGCGAGAAAAAAAACAUUUUGGCGCUGUAGCCGUAGACUUUCGAUUAUUCAAAUAGAAAGUUCAUUUCAAUAGAUUAUGCGAGACAGCCAACUAGAAAAAAUACGUGUACAAGUCGCGAGAAUUUUUAUUGAAUUAUUUGUCGUUACGAACGAACGUUGCAAGCUAUUCGAAUAGUAAUAAUGUGGCAAAAAAGAAAUAAGCGAAGCGAUUAGAAGAAUGAAAUUGGGGGAUCGUUUGGCAGCAAAUCCAAAACGAUAGAGAAAUUUUUUUUUGCGAGACUUUAUAUAAAUAUAUAAUAAAAGCCAUAGAAAAUAGCGCAUAUAUAUAUAUACAGACACCAUACGUAUAUUAAUCAUAAUUUUAUAAAUUAAUUUUUAAACAUUUCUCGACACCUCGAGUCUAUCUUUUUUAGCCGCAAGUUUUUUCCUCGAUUAGCCGAAAUCGUUGGUAAUGAUUGAACAAAAAACAAGCUUUUGGCCCACUCGACAUUCACUCAUUUUUUCCUGGAAAAUUUGUACUACGAAAAAAAUGGUUUUUCGAAUGUACGAACGAGGAAUAAUUUGGAUAAAGAUUGACGUGAAAUAGACUAAUAUAGUUUCCAUGUAUGUUGAGCGAUUCACGUGAGAGAUACAGAGUGAGAAUGUAAGAGAGAGAGAGAGAGAGAGAGGACAAAGUAAAGAAAUUCGAUUUUUAUCGAAACAAUGUUGAUAUCGAGCUGUAUAUUUCGAACGAUCGCGUUAUCAAGAUUUGCGGACUCUAGUGAACUUAUAAAUACUCGUUAAUAUUCCCACAGUCUCAGUUCCUAUAAUAUCGACUGGAUCAAAUACGAAGGACAAAAAUAAGCAAAUGUAGCUGAAAUAAGAUCAGUAAAACAAACACACACGCAAACGUUAAAUAAUGAGAGUCCAUGUGGAUUCGACCGACAUGUAUAUGCUUGCAACAGUUAAAUUUCAAUUAGUUUGAUAAAUAAUUUAUCAAAUUUGCAAUUAAAAUAAUAUUAAUCCCGGCUUCGUUAGGAAAACAAUGACAUCGUGAUUGCGUUCAUUGUUUUUAUUUUUUUUUUCUUUUUCAAUACAUGCACUCAAUUAUGCGUCUCGACUCAAUUCACUUUCAUUGCAAAUUAUCGAACGGAUCAAUGAAAAAAUAAUUUCAACAUGAAUACAAUAAUGAUAAUUUUUCGAUUGAGAUUGCACGAAAUUCGAUAAAAAAAAAAAAACGUAAAUUAAACACAAAUAUUAAAUAAAAAUACUCUCGAUCGAGGCUGAAAAGACAUCACGAAAAACACAAUUUAUUGGAGAUGUAACACGAAACGGCAAAAUGAAAAUGAAUCAUGAGAUUCCUUCUGCGUGUAAAGGAUUUUAGAAACGCAAUUGAAUUUCAGCUAGUUAUAUAUAUAAUUAGAUUAUCACAAUCACGUACACCCAUAUAAUGAAUAUAUGUAUAUAUGUGAUACACAUAUAAAUAUGUACGACACAUAUAUGAAUGUAUGUGAUAUAUAUAUAGAUUUAUCACGUAUGUAUAAAUGAUACAUACCCCAGAAAUAUUACAGUGCGGUUGGAAACUUUUUUUCUCCCUCCGCGUUCUCGUAAACGUUUCUAUAUUUGAUCUCAUGUCAAUUCUCGGUUGUAAGAUAGAUACGUGUGCGAGAGAGAGAGAGAAAGAGAGAGAGUGAUAACAGAUGGUGAAAAAUGAUGAGAAUACAAGAACAAGAAAAAUAUUUGAAAAAACAAUCAUUCGAAAAAGUAAAAAAAAAAAAAGAAAUGAUAAAUAACGAAUCCUCGAAAUGCGUGGUUCCGAGAGUUGUACAAAAAUGUUUUUUGGAAGGUGGAAUAAAGUUAAAUUUAACGAUG